AUGUCGGAAAGAGAACGCAUUUGUUUCGUCGUUCACGAUGAGGUGGAAAUUAAGCCCGUCCUAGAAUACAACAAGGCAGAAGAUGUUGUGGAUGGGUUUGAAGAUUUUGGCAAGGACAGAAGGUCCAAAGAGAUGGCUAGGAGAUGUCUUUUUUUUAUGAUCAAGGGCAUAUGUUCCGACUGGAAAUUUAUUAUAAGCUUUUAUCCUGUUUCUAAAAAUACGACAAAAGCCGUAUUGCACAAUGUCCUGAGAUUACACAUGGCUAUAAAACGAAUAGCGGCGAAGUUAUCAAUUUCGAAUAUGUUCGUAGAAUAUAUGAAUUUGAACUUCAAGAUAUGUCCCAAAUUGACGGAAAAACACAUAAAUCCAAAAUUGUGGGAUAAAAUGAGUGUCAGUAGAGCUACUGAGGUUUUAAGCAAUUCUGUAGCUGCCGCAAUGCAUGCCUGUAUGCAAAAUGGUUGUAUUUUAGACGAUGCUACCGACAGCUAA
Musca domestica (house fly) is the source of this 489-nucleotide messenger RNA. RefSeq lists its product as uncharacterized. The record is from RefSeq and is a predicted model, not a curated record. Lineage: Eukaryota; Metazoa; Arthropoda; Insecta; Diptera; Muscidae. The coding region runs from base 1 to 489 and encodes 162 amino acids. The transcript is spliced from 2 exons.